Colletotrichum tamarilloi is the source of this 633-nucleotide messenger RNA. RefSeq lists its product as uncharacterized. The coding region runs from base 1 to 633 and encodes 210 amino acids. NCBI's taxonomy places the organism in Eukaryota, Fungi, Ascomycota, Sordariomycetes, Glomerellales, Glomerellaceae. The transcript has 3 exons. The record is from RefSeq and is a predicted model, not a curated record.
AUGAUUUCCAGGCCCUUCCACCACCUAACCAUCCUCAUAGCAUCAGCCGGGCCAGUCCUGUCAACCCUCGUGCCCCCAGGCUCCCAACAAGGAACCUACAUCGUAACCCUCACCCCAGAAGGCGAAGAACUCCACACCCGAGUCUCCGGUAUCCCCGACAUCCACGCCGUAGAAGAUAAACUCUCCCCAUUCUCCCAAGCCACACCACCACUUACACCACACCUCACCCGCCGCGACGCAACAUCCUGGCCCUCCGACACGAAACCCCUCUGCUCCGAUAGCCCCUGGAUCACCACCGCCGCCUUCAACUCCAACCCCAACGGCGCCCGCAACGCCUUUGCAGCGCAGUGCGCCGCCCUCAACGGCAAACGCCUCGGCUACCGCGAGAAAAUCUAUAGUCACUGGGGCGAUGCGGUGGCGUACAUGUGUUCGUAUGCCGGAAGCGGGGACGUGGGCAACGGGAGGGACGGCGGGAACCCGUGUGUUGUGCAGGAGUGGGUUGAUGCCGUCGAGUGGGCUGCCAGGGCUUGCGGGGGCAGGAAUGGGGAUGGGUAUAUGGAGUGUGCCUACCUCACAAUUCCUGGAUGGAAAAAGGCUUACGGAUACACGCACAUCAAUACUUCCUUCUGUUGA